AUGGGAGACGAUGGAGGCAACAUGGGAGGCUUGGCCACUUGGUUGGUGGCGAGCUUGGAAGGAGCAGGACCUCACAACGGAGCGCACACUGCGGGCACGGACCAAACAGGACCCACCGGCUCAAGCUCAGGUGCUGGCAUCCGCUGCCCCGGACCUUUGGGCUCUGGACAGGGUUCAGGACUAGACCAUGUGGUGACCUCUGGCUCGGGUUCAGAACUAGGACCAGAUGGAACUGGUGAAGGGACAGGCUGGACCCUAAUUGCCCCCACUCUGGGAAUUGGUCCAGGGACAGGGCAGAUAGACAAAGAGGCUGGAGAGUUAGUGGCAGUGAUGACAGCCUAA
Pundamilia nyererei is the source of this 342-nucleotide messenger RNA. RefSeq names its product jacalin-related lectin 34-like. The record is from RefSeq and is a predicted model, not a curated record. Bases 1 to 342 code for a protein of 113 amino acids. Lineage: Eukaryota; Metazoa; Chordata; Actinopteri; Cichliformes; Cichlidae. The transcript is spliced from 2 exons.